Molecule: messenger RNA, 2090 nt
Organism: Bactrocera oleae (olive fruit fly)
Lineage: Eukaryota; Metazoa; Arthropoda; Insecta; Diptera; Tephritidae
Source: RefSeq, a predicted model, not a curated record
AACUUUUACUGUAACCUAACAAAUGUCAGAAAAAUUUAGAAUUUAUGGGGGCAUGCGCAAGAUAUUGCUUAGUAUGGAAACAAGCUACAUAGGAAAAAUCAAUACUAGUGGAAUACUAUAUUCUGAGAUGGACUCAAGUCAUCAGAUCAGCGUCCCACUUCGCACAGGAGGCAAAAAAAUACGAAAGCGGCGGGAACUUGACGCUCUUAUUGCUCAUUCCUUCGGGAAAAAAAGGUCCAUUCGGCGAACUAUGUUAAACAUUAACUCACAGGAAAAAUUACUAUCUGCGUCCACCGAUGAUGCAGACGAUUAUACUUGCGUACAUAUGAACAGACCAAAAAAUACUCAUAGCAUCUGCACAAACCGUUGUCACAAUCGUAAAUAUUUGAUUUGCAAACCUUUGCUAGUGCUCAUUGCAAUUGCAGUAAUAAUAGGACUACUUUACUGGAUGCACUUGGAUCUACGGCAGGAGAUGUUUGUUUAUAGGAAAAAAAUUGAAGAAGUUGUCGUAAUGAACAAAGAUUUACCCGAUAUUCUUCAGAAAUGGCAUGAAGUAUUCACUUUACUGAGUAAAAAUCAAACUACAAUCAAUAUCCGGUUGAAUGAAAUAGAACGUACAACAGAAAAACUACGAUUGAAUUUGACCAAAUAUAAAAGUAAUCUAGAAGGUCAACAAAAUUUUGCUAAAGAAGAAAAAAUAAUAGCCGCAUUUGGAGCAAAAAUCGAAGCAGCAAUAACUGAUAUGGAAAGUUUUAAGGAUUAUUAUUCUGGAGUAAUUAAUAAGCAAAUAGAGAUGCAAACGGUCUUAAAUGACCUUAGUGCAAGAACUUUGAAUUUGAACGAAUCAUCAAUAAAAUUUUCUAAACAAAUUUCUGCUAUAAAAUUGUACCUGCGGAAUGACUUCACCCGAGUUAAAGAUUUAUGGCUUGAAUUAAGUCAAAAUCUCUCCCUUAAAUGGACUGCGCUUCAUCAAAACAUUCAACGCAAUGAGUAUUAUAUCUGUUGGGGCUAUCAUAAAAUCUAAGUAAGCUUACUCGAUAGCAGAGUAUGAUAAGCUUUUAUAUCCGCUUAUUGUGAAAGUUUUAAAGAAGAAAAUUAAAGUAGAUUUUACCUAAAAGUUAGACAGAGGUUUGUUCACCUAACGGUUGUUGCAAUCGUGUUAUACAAGUAUAUGUACAUGCAUCCCCGCUUAACGUUAUACGUCCCUUUAAGCAGACCUAAAUGCGAAACAGCGCUAAACGAGGCCCAUGGAGUUAAGGGAAGAUGGAUUGAAAAUUGGUUAGGAAUUAAAUAAAUAAAAGUAAAUAAAUAAAACCAAACAAUUAUUUCUUAUAAAAAAAAGCAAUAUAAACGAAUAUAACAAAUAAAAUUCAAUUGUAUAUAUUUCCUUAAGAAGGCAUCUAAUGUAGGUUGCGUUUUCCUUUUGCGUUUUGUUAGAAGCUGUUGAUAAGUGGAUAAACAUCUAUAACAGCCCGUCUUUCUUUUUAACUCCUGUCAGAAUUUGGAUAAUUUUCAACAAAUUGGUUCAUAUUUUCAGUUAUAGUAGUCAAACUGCUUUUAUCAUUAUCAUUUAUCAUCAUUACGAAGACUAGCUGCUGUUUCUUGAACUAUUUCUUCGAUAUCUUCAACAUUUACCUCAUCUAAUUCGGUUUGUUUUUCUAAUUCCACUAUUUCAUCCAUAUUCAUCCCUAUCGACAGAGUUUCCUAUGUUUCUUCGCUCUUACUUAAAUCUGGCCAUAUGUUCUUCCAUAAUCCGUUCAAAGAUCUCUCUAUUGUCUCAUUCCAAGAAAGUUUUAUGUUUUCUGCAGUAUUCAUGAUAUUGUAGGUUUUCCAAACUUCUCGUAUUGAUUGCUUCUCUUCUCCGCCUAUUUUUUCAAACAUCUUAGUCCAAUGGUUGGAUUUGUGCUAACAAUUCAUGAAGCUAUCAAUGAUUUUGUAAAAUUGGCUCUAUUUUAUUUUUAAAUCUUUAUUUCCAUUUUAUAAUACAAAAUCAGAAAACAUAAAACACACAGAUCGAUAUUUUUAUAAUGUUAGUUUUGUUUUGAAAAAUAAAGGUACAUUGAAGUAAGCAGACCAAAUAUCAAAAACAC